This is a messenger RNA of Thecamonas trahens ATCC 50062, 339 nucleotides long. RefSeq lists its product as uncharacterized. Bases 1 to 339 code for a protein of 112 amino acids. NCBI's taxonomy places the organism in Eukaryota, Apusomonadida, Apusomonadidae. The record is from RefSeq and is a predicted model, not a curated record. The transcript is spliced from 2 exons. Gene Ontology annotation, molecular function: NAD+ poly-ADP-ribosyltransferase activity.
AUGGGCAACUGCGGCGCAUGCGGGGUCUCACGACAGAGGUUCUUCCUCUCGCGCUCGAGAUCGGUCGUCUUGUUUGAACGAUUUGGCCACGAGCUCUACUUUAUGCCGGUCUCGUCCAAGGCGCGCAACUACGCUUCCAAUGCGUCGGCCACCGGCCUGCGUCGGACGAGUAAGACACAGUUUCUCAUCGUCGCCGCAGUCGUUGUCGGACAAUCGGCAGAGUACAAGAAGAACGCACGUACGCUCAAGGCACUAUCGGAGAGCUAUCACUCUGUCCACGGCGUGGCUGCACACGACUCUGUCAUCAACUAUCCCGAGAUUUUUACCGAUGUGAUGUAA